UGUUCCUCCCGGUACACAAUUUGUAGUGCACGUACUUUGUUUACUUCCGCUGCAUCUCGCUGAGAAGUAGUUUCCAAUUAAAACGUUUGUCGGGGGUGAUGUUUGAAAACUUUGAGUCCGACAUUAAAAUUAGUUCAAAGUUUUAAUAGUUUUUUUUUUUUAAAUAAUAGAUUAUUUAUUUAUUUAUUUGUCGUCACCCAUUGGAUAGACGAGACUGCCGGUUGUUGAGUGGUUAUAGAGAUGGAGGUGGAGGUGGAGCAGAGUCCGGGCACUGCCGCUGUUUCUGGAGGAGGACAGGAUCAGGAUGAGGACGAGGACAAGGAGAAGCCGACGGACAUGGCUGCUGUAGAUGCAGAAGAGGAGGACGUGGAUGCUCUCCCUCAUUCAGAGAUCCUGGAUAUUUUUGAGGAGGGACUUGCUCAGCUCGUGCAGGACCCUUUGCUCUGCGAUCUGCCAAUCCAGGUGACUCUGGAGGAGGUCAACUCUCAGAUUGCUCUGGAGUACGGCCAGGCCAUGACCGUGAGAGUUUUAAAGGCAGACGGGGAAGUAAUGCCCAUAGUGGUGGUGCAGAACGCUACAGUCAUUGAUCUGAAGAAGGCCAUCGCCAGGUUCACGGAGCUGAAACAACAGCGUGAAGGCGGAGUGAAACAUAUCAGCUGGCGGUAUGUUUGGAGAACGUAUCAUUUAGUGUUUCAGGGCGAGAAGCUUGAAGAUGACAAGAUGAGGCUCAAAGAGUAAGACUCUAUGGCAUCAGGAACAGGGACGAAGUGACGUUCAUGAAGAGACUCCGAAAAAAGUGACGUGUCACAGCCGACAUUUGCUACCUCGGGAUGACAUUUUCUGCAGUGCCAAACUCUCUGGGAACCUGACCCCAGACACGGUCCACAUAAACCACCCCCAGACGCCAACUGCAAAUCAAUUAUCUGUAAAUUAUCUGUAAAUUAACGGAUCUUGACUUUUGUUUUGCCUUUUCUUCUUUUUUGUGUGUGUACAGUUACAGUACAGUUGUGUCAUGAAUAAAAAUGGAUAAAAACA
Mugil cephalus (flathead mullet) is the source of this 1035-nucleotide messenger RNA. It is a transcript of the gene snrnp25, whose product is annotated as small nuclear ribonucleoprotein 25. NCBI's taxonomy places the organism in Eukaryota, Metazoa, Chordata, Actinopteri, Mugiliformes, Mugilidae. Gene Ontology annotation, biological process: mRNA splicing, via spliceosome. Gene Ontology annotation, molecular function: protein binding. Bases 241 to 738 code for a protein of 165 amino acids. The transcript has 5 exons. The record is from RefSeq and is a predicted model, not a curated record. Gene Ontology annotation, cellular component: U12-type spliceosomal complex.